AUGCUUCCCUCUUUAGCCCUAACGGCUAUUGCCCUCCUUCCAGCCGUCCAAGCAGCACCCUCAAACCACCGGCCAAUUCAACACCCCAGCGGCAUCUACAGACGCUGCGGUCCAGUCUCCAAAUACUACAACCAACAAACCUCUGAUUGGGACACCUACAAGACAGGCGACUGGCUCAACACCUGGUGGAACAACAAUGACGGUCUAAUAUCCAACAGUUCAGCCGGGUUCGCCGGCGCCUUUGGUCAAUGGGCAAUGGGCAACCCGGACUGGUCAUGCCGCGACGAUGGCUCGGACUCGGACUGUGAUUUGCAGCUUUGUGAUAACAGGGUCCUCAAUGACCGCGGUGACGAUAUCCGCUCGACAUACUAUGUCUUGGAGUCUGUCAAUCGUCUUCAUAAUUACUUUACUGGUAUUGGAGAGGCAUUUACUACUACUGCAUUGGGGGCGGCGUUGUCGAAGGAUUCUUGGGCUACGACUUUCUACAGGGACAAGGAUGAUAAGAGCGUUGGUGCCCUGAAGAACGUGUUGACUCUGGUCACUACCAUUGUCGGUGUCGGUGCUUCAUUUGCUGGGCUGGGUGGUGCUGCUGCUGACGCUAUUGCUGGUGCUGGCAAUGCCCUCACCAAUGGUGCAGUUGGGGCAGCGAAGAAUGCCAUGCCUGAUCACACGGAUGACACGUUCCAAAAGUCGGCCGACCUAGGCGGCAUCCUCGGCAGCAUAGUUAUCGACUCCCUGAAAUCUUUCACAACAGCCAACAACCAACUCAUGAGCGGCCAAUCCUACAGCGACGCCGACGUCCGCAGCUACCUAUCCGGCGGAGCCUUCCUCGCCUACCCAGGCGUGGACAAGAAUGCCGUCACAGAAGCCAUGACAAAUAUGCUAGUUGGCACCUCGAUAAACCAGCUCUACCGCACACAGAAGAUCUUCGUCAUGGGCGGUGGUGCCUGUGGCGAUAACCAGGGAAUUGGCUCUGGUCCCCAGGAAGCAACUGUAUGCCGUGAUGACAAAGCUUGGUAUCUGUAUUACUGGCAGGAGAACGACGUUGUUUCGACGACUUCGCAUCAAUGGGGAUGGGUUGCUUCGCCGCCUGGUGCGGAUCAACUGGGUCAGAAUGAGUAUGGGGGGGUUAAAGUGGAAGAUAUCAUCAACUCCUCUCUAGACGCCUACAACGUCGCCGGAUACAACUAUGACGCCGACACAGCCGCCAGCCGUGCCUCAGAUGCCAUCUCCGGGGCCUGGGCUAGUCCCGGUUCACAGGGUGCAUCUUGGGAGGGUAUCUUCACUGUUCCCGUGUGUGAUGUUGGCGCUGCUGUCGACUCCGACUACCAGGAUAAGGAAUAUAUCUUGCAGCCGUAUGGGCAUAACAGUCGGCCUGUUUGGUGUGGGUCUAUCUGCAGUGGUAAUGCUCAGAAGACGAAGGACUUUAUUAGUGCUGCCAAUAUGGGCGGGUUUAAGAGUCCUAAGCAUUUGUGCAGCGAGGACCCAGGGUACUAA
Penicillium antarcticum is the source of this 1497-nucleotide messenger RNA. RefSeq lists its product as uncharacterized. The record is from RefSeq and is a predicted model, not a curated record. Bases 1 to 1497 code for a protein of 498 amino acids. Lineage: Eukaryota; Fungi; Ascomycota; Eurotiomycetes; Eurotiales; Aspergillaceae. The transcript has 3 exons.